AUGGCCUCCCGGCUGACGAGGUCCGUCGAGAGCAUGCCCGGGAGCCUCCGGUCCAUGUAUCGAUCCGUGCCAACUACCUGCUUCCUCCAGGCACGAAGAGGCAAUGCCACAACCAUUGAUAAGAAGCCAAAGCUCAUCGACCUAAGUCGCGAGCUAUACCACCGCAGCCCGGCUCAUCCAUUCCAUCCUCCAGUCGUUUUGACACCGUGGGAUGUCCAUCAGCCUAAGCGUGCAGGAAACACAGUCCUACGCAGUGCAUCGUACGCACUCUCUAUGAGUGACCAUGCCGGAACCCACGUCGACGCCCCAAAGCACUUUGAUCCGACACCUGGUGCCCUCUCCAUCGACCAGAUGCCGAUCGAGGACUUCUACACAGAAGCCAUAUGCUUGGACCUUUCCCACGUCGAGCUCAAGGCAACGAUCAGCGUCAAGGAAAUGGAAGAUGCUCUUGCCGCCAGCGGGCAGGAGAUCAAGCAGGGUGACACAGUCAUGGUCUAUAUGGCGUUCAAUAAACGCGUGCCGUUCGACGACCCGCGGUGGCAACAUGACUUUCCAGGACUGUCUCUGGAAGCAGUCCACUGGCUUGCGGACAAAGGCGCUAAGAUUUUCGGUGUGGAGGCCAUUAGCCCUGCUCCAGAAGGCGAACCAAACUUCCAAGCUCAUAAUGCGUGUGGUGAGCGAGGCAUUACUCAUAUAGAGGGGCUUGACAACCUGGACGCUGUUGUGAACAAGAGAUUUCGGUUCAUGGGCUUUCCUUUGAAGAUACGUGAGGGUAGUGGUGGACCUAUGAGAGCAGUUGCUUUGCUUGAGUGA
Messenger RNA from Saxophila tyrrhenica, 813 nucleotides. RefSeq lists its product as uncharacterized. Bases 1 to 813 code for a protein of 270 amino acids. Lineage: Eukaryota; Fungi; Ascomycota; Dothideomycetes; Mycosphaerellales; Extremaceae. The record is from RefSeq and is a predicted model, not a curated record. The transcript has a single exon. Gene Ontology annotation, molecular function: arylformamidase activity.